AUGCCCCCAAAAGACAAAUAUACAGACCCCAAGCUCCGCGAUAAGGUCAAGACGGAAAUCCACAACAGCGACAAGGGCGGACAACCAGGACAAUGGUCUGCACGAAAGGCCCAAAUGAUGGCCGCUGAAUAUAAAAAGCGCGGCGGAGGCUACAACACCAAUAAAGAAGGCAAAGACGAAUCACAGAAACAUCUGGAUAAAUGGACCAAAGAGGAAUGGCAGACGAAGGAAGGAUCUGGGACUGCGCGGCAAGAUGAUGAUUCCCGGAAGAGAUAUUUGCCUAAGAAAGCUUGGGAGGGGAUGAAUGAAGAGGAGAAGGAAGAGACUGAGGAUAAGAAGGUUGAAGGGUCGAAGGAGGGAAAGCAGUUUGUUGGAAAUACUGGUACGGCGAAGGAGGCGAGGAAGAGGGUUACUUUUGAUAUUGAUGGAAAUUUGAAUGGGAAGGAAGAAGCAGAUGGAAAGAGAGAAGCAGAUGGAAAGGGUGAAGCAGAUGGGAAAUCGAAAAAUACCAAAGGAGAGGGAUCUGGGAAGAAAGCUGGCACUAAACGUAAAGCCAAGUCACAGCCAGCUGAAAAAGAUAACGACAGGAUUAAGAGUUUGAGAAAGCGAAAGUAA
Penicillium arizonense is the source of this 615-nucleotide messenger RNA. RefSeq lists its product as uncharacterized. The transcript has 2 exons. Bases 1 to 615 code for a protein of 204 amino acids. NCBI's taxonomy places the organism in Eukaryota, Fungi, Ascomycota, Eurotiomycetes, Eurotiales, Aspergillaceae. The record is from RefSeq and is a predicted model, not a curated record.